UGAGGCACACUCACCCCAAGCUCGUCCUCCGCACCGCAGCCAGGCCAGCCCAACCCAACCGACACCAUGCUCCGCCAGAUCGUCCUCCUCGCCCUGGUGGCCGCCGCCAGCGCCCACUUCUACAAGCCCAGCUGCCCCAUGGUGCCCGGCAAAUACCCCUUCGAUCUGGACAAGUUCCAGGGUGACUGGUACCUGGCUGCCGGCAACGACCUGUCUCUGGAGCUCAAGGGCAAGUGCGGCAAGGUGACCUUCCCCACCCUCAUGAAGGAGAAGGAGGGCAAGGACGCCGUCCUGAGCAGCCGCUACACCGGCGUCAGCAUCAAGGACAACACCCCCAUCGCCUACGACUUCACCAUGCAGCCCAUCAUCAGCGACAAGAUCGCCAACCUGUACUCCGUGUUCCGCGCCGAGGGCUCCAACACCUACUCCGCCAUCUACAAGACCUCCAUCGUGGCCACCGACUACAACACCUACGCCCUGUACCUGGCCUGCAAGCCCGUCUUCAACGCCGAGACCAAGACCUACGGCCGCACCCUGUUCUCCGAGAUCUGGACCCGCAAGGACGUGACCCUCAGCAAGGACACCAUGGACACCCUCACCAACAUCCUGUCCUCCUACGACAUCGACGCCACCUCCAUCAAGACCAUCGAGCGCAACUGCUAAACGGGGAGGGGACUCUCUUCCUAAACAAAGAGAAAAACUGUCAACCAAAAAUAGUGUAAAAGCAACCAAGUGUUAAAUUAAAAUUAAUUUAUUUUCGACCCUCUAAA
Messenger RNA from Thrips palmi, 770 nucleotides. Its product is annotated as bilin-binding protein-like. The transcript is spliced from 3 exons. The record is from RefSeq and is a predicted model, not a curated record. Bases 67 to 663 code for a protein of 198 amino acids. Lineage: Eukaryota; Metazoa; Arthropoda; Insecta; Thysanoptera; Thripidae.